Molecule: messenger RNA, 2154 nt
Organism: Penaeus chinensis
Lineage: Eukaryota; Metazoa; Arthropoda; Malacostraca; Decapoda; Penaeidae
Product: proline-rich protein 36-like
Exons: 11
Coding region: 1-2154 (717 amino acids)
Source: RefSeq, a predicted model, not a curated record
AUGGCACUGUGUCUCGAGCCGCCGGCGGGCAUUGGCACCGUAAGUAGCCCGAAGGCGGACUCCUGGGAGCCACGUGUCUCAUCGGGAGGCCGGACGGGAGGUUGGACUCUCCGCGCGAACAGUCCGGUCACGUCCUCGCCUCCUUCGGGACCCGAGGGUGGCUUGGUCUCUUAUGCCCCCCGCUCGCUCUCUGCCGGUUCGCCUCGGGGGCAACCUUGUGCUACACUCUCCGAGACGGUCAAUACAACAGCCAUCUCAACCCCUGACAACAGCAGCGACCCUGCCAACACGACUGCCACCAACACCUCCGCCAACAGGGGACCCGCGUACUCUAGUGGGCCGCGACCUUGCCUAAAUCAUAGUGGGUCAAUAAGUUUCUCGGUGGCCUCGCUGUGUGGGGUUUCAUCUGAGCCAUGCGAGGUCAACCAGAUAUAUUGCCAAGACCGGCCCGGGAACUGCUGUGACCCGCCAGAGCAUCCAUGGCAGCCGCAGGCCCCGCCCCUACCACAAGCCCCGCCUUCUCCGCCUCGGAACACCAAUCCCCAAGCUCUGCCGCCUCCGCAGAGCCCGCCCCUUUACCCUCACGUGCUGUCGCUAUGGACAAACUGGUACUUUUGGGUGCUGGUGGCGCUGCUGCUGCUGUCGUGCACGGCCGGCUGCGGCUACUGGAGGAGGAGGAAAAUAUACGAGUCCUCCGCCUCGCAGACCCUUGGCCACGCCCACGCCUACGGGACGCCCACGCCCUCGGACGACACGCCCAUGUAUGGCCCGCCCUUGCCUUUCCUCCCGCCCACUCCCUACCCCGCCCCGCCGCCCUACAGCGAGGCGGCCAGACCUUCCUACGACCCCCUGGAGCAGCAUCUCUAUGACGCUAUGCUUGCAGGUCGUAGCGUGUACGACUUCUACGAUCGGCGUCACCCCAAUGCCUACUACGACCGCUACUUCCUCCCUGACGACACGUCCUCCAGCGAAACCACCUCUUUGUUGUCGUACCGUCUCCACCGGUCCUGUUCGGCGCACCUGCCACGCCAUCAUUCCCUCAGGAAGUGUGACAUGCUGGCUCCCCCGCCCUAUUCGGAGGUCGCGGCGAAGCCUGAACUCUACCCUGUGGUCGUGGUUCGCGGCGGGAUGCCAGAGGUUAAAUCUACCAAGUCAAUGACAGAAGGAGGCCACGUUACCCACACUUCUACCCAUUGGCCUGCGCCCUGUCACCAUUACAUCUAUAGAUCAGGCUCCGUAUCAACGCCCGAGGGAUCCCAGAGUUCCAGCUACACCUGUGGAGCCACGUUGCAGAGCGACUACGGGCGAUGCCGCGUGUCGUCCCCUGGCUGCGUGCUGGCGCUGGCUUCCCCCGCGUCCUCCGUGGGCCCCCACAACUCGGACGUGUCCAGUCUGCCGCCCACUUCGCCGCCCUCGCCGCCUGCGCCCACUUCCCCGACGUUACCGCCCUCUCCGGCCACCAGAGAGCUUCGCGAUGUCCUUCAGAAGAUCAGUCAGCUUCCUGGCGCCGCCUCGCCACCCCCGCUCACGCCCGGCCCCUCGCCGCUCUCCCCCUGUUGCCCGCCGCACUAUCGCCCUUCCAACGAGGCGCUGCACCUUAUGGACCGCUCGCUUCGCCACCACUACAGUCCCCCGCCACGGCAGCGCGCCCGGCGUCCCUUAGGGGCCUCUUUGUCCCUAGACGUCGCCGCCCCGACACGCCCGCGGUCCCUGCCUCUCACAGCCGUCACGCCCUCCUCUCCUCCCUGCCUGAAUGACCCGCCUUCGCCCCUCCUCCCGGCGUCCACGUCCACGCCCAACCUGGCGGCCGCCUGGCCCUCGCCCCCCGGCCGCACCAUGCUCGUGGCGGCGCUGGUCGACGGAGAGCGCGUCGUGCAGCGGCCCGCCAUGGAGGGGGACCCGGAGCCUCUGGCCCCGGGCGAGGGGGAUGGGGAGUGGGGCAGGGACGCCACGGACAGGCGCUUCAGGUGGAGAGCGAGGGACAGCACCCUCAUUGCCACGCCGAGGCGAGAUUUGCCGAUGCAAUUGGCUUCGGCGGGAGAGAUCGCGUCCAGGACAGGCCUGAAGGACAAGGACCAAAGAACCGAGUGGGCCGAGAGAGCAGAGUCCCCCUGGCCAAAGUCGGAGGCUCUGCUCGGAAAGGCCGAGGAAUGA